UCCCAGGUUUUGGAAAAAGGCAGCUGCCUGCCGAUUGCUCCCUCCUACCACGCAGAACAAACGCUAUAUUCAUCUCUGUGCUACAGCUUGCGAAACUCCCUCCAGGAACUUCUGGGUACUUUUCCCCACCGCUCAAGCGACUGAAUACAAUGUCAUUCAUGCCAGCGGGCGAAAACAGGCGAAGUGGUGCCUGGUCAGUUCACCCGAUAAUGUUGAGAAUUUGCAGUGUUUUUUGCGCAUGGAGUGUACUGUUUUUGACAGAAGUCUGCGGGCAGUCACAACGGAGACCAACGUUUACAUGCGGAGGGAAUAUAACGGGGGGUUCUGGGGUCAUUGGGAGCCCGGGGUAUCCAGGGGUGUACCCCCCAAAUACCAAAUGUGUUUGGAGAAUCACGGUCCCUGAGGGUAAAGUGGUGGUCCUGUCCUUCCGCUUCAUUGACCUGGAGAGUGACAACCUGUGCCGCUAUGACUACGUGGAUGUUUACAGUGGCCAUGUGAGUGGCCAGAGGCUGGGCCGCUUCUGUGGGACUUUCAGGCCAGGCGCCCUGGUCUCCACAGGCAACAAGAUGCUCAUUCAGAUGGUGUCUGAUGCCAACACAGCUGGGAGUGGCUUCCUGGCAGUGUACUCUGCUGCCCAGCCGCAUGAGAGAGGGGAUCAGUACUGUGGCGGUCGUCUGGUUAAACCCUCCGGGUCCUUUAAGACCCCUAACUGGCCUGAGAAAGACUACCCUGCAGGGGUCACCUGCUCAUGGCACAUAGUGGCUCCUAAGAACCAGAUUAUUGAGGUGAAGUUUGAGAAGUUCGAUGUGGAAAGAGACAACUACUGUCGAUAUGACUAUGUGGCCAUUUUCAACGGGGCAGAGAUCAACGAUGCCAAGAGGAUCGGGAAGUACUGUGGCGAUAGCCCUCCAGAUCCAGUAUUCUCUGAAGGUAACCAGCUCCUGAUCCAGUUCCUCUCAGACCUCAGUUUAACAGCAGACGGGUUCAUCGGCCACUACAAGUUUAGACCCAAGAAGUUCCCCACCCCCACGGUACCAGCGACCACCACCACCCCAGCAGCUACCACCAGACCCAUACCCCUGAAGUACUCUUUAGCUCUGUGCCAGCAGAAAUGCAAAAGAAGUGGAACCGUUGAGAGCAACUACUGUACCAGUGACUUUGUGAUAACAGGAACUGUCAUCACGGCGGUGGUGCGAGGAGGCAGCAUGUACGCCACCAUCUCCAUCAUCAACGUCUACAAAGAAGGCAACCUGGCCAUCCAGCAGGCCGGCAAGACCAUGAGCACCAAGAUCAUCGUGCUCUGCAAGAAGUGUCCAUCCAUCAGACGAGGCCUCAACUACAUCUUCAUGGGCUCAGCGGACGAGGAUGGGAAGGGGAAGAUCGCCCCCCAUCACUUCGUCAUGGCCUUCAAGGCUAAGAACCAGAGGGGACUCAACGUACUGAAGAACAAACGCUGCUGAGAUCAGCUACGUGCUGCCUGAGUCUCCACCCAACCACCAUGCCCCACCCACAAAAGGGUGUGGCUGUUCUUGUUAGUCUCUGCCCAGCCUUCCCUGGCUCCACCCAUCAUUAUCUAUCAUCCUUCACCACAGGACUAGUCUACAGAGCUCAGGCUGUUACUGCCUGGAGGUGUCUGGCUGUCUCUUUCCUUUGUUUUGUUUUUCUAUGCUGUUUUUUCUCUUUCCUCUGAACUGGACCUGUUUUGAGUGCAAUGUGAAGAAUGAGUGUGAUAAUUGAAGAGAGGGAGAGGAAGAGAGACCGAUAGUAGGGGGGACUCACCUGGGUCACGUUCAGUUAGAACAAAACAGGAGAAAACAUUUUGAAACUAAAUACUACCUAAAUGUCCAAUGAGAGCGCUCAUGUACCUUUUCUGUUUCAAAAACAUUUUAUCACGUUUCAAGCCCACUGAACACAACCCAGGUGUCAUGAGUGUUGGCUUGGAUCAAACAUCAGACAGGAAGGAGUUUGUUAGAGGAAGUACAUUAUUGAGGACGGGGUGUUAUAGUUUUAUGGACAGUGUUUACAAACUGCUCUUUAUUUCCUAUGUUCACAUUGAAUGGACAAGAUUUGGGAGGUAUUUCAUGUGGUGUCGAUAAGUGCAAUAGUUGAAUAUAUAGCAUUCCUUUUGAAAUGAUUUGUUUUCAUGCUAGUAUUACGUUUAGUACUGUCACUUAUUAGCCAAAGCUUUUCACAAUGAAUGGAUUCAACAAAGCACUCCUUAUCAUUAUGUCAGCUUGGUUUGUAAUGUAUGUAAUAAAAAGAGAUAUGAAAUGAAUUACAAUAUAAAGUAUUUUCACAUGAUUCAAUUGGUAAAUGUUAUUUAUAUUUUAUUGUUUUCAUCUGACCAAAUAAAAAACAGAAAAUGA
Messenger RNA from Oncorhynchus keta (chum salmon), 2366 nucleotides. RefSeq names its product procollagen C-endopeptidase enhancer 2. Lineage: Eukaryota; Metazoa; Chordata; Actinopteri; Salmoniformes; Salmonidae. Gene Ontology annotation, molecular function: protein binding. The transcript is spliced from 9 exons. The record is from RefSeq and is a predicted model, not a curated record. Bases 150 to 1460 code for a protein of 436 amino acids.